Molecule: messenger RNA, 3202 nt
Organism: Lolium perenne
Lineage: Eukaryota; Viridiplantae; Streptophyta; Magnoliopsida; Poales; Poaceae
Product: triacylglycerol lipase 2
Biological process (GO): lipid metabolic process
Molecular function (GO): hydrolase activity, acting on ester bonds
Source: RefSeq, a predicted model, not a curated record
AAACGAUAUGCGAUUUGUUAAGCGGAUCUCGUCCGGAAUGAGAUGAGAGUCUUACCUCGAUGGCGCAGUGAGCCAUGAAUCUGAUGCAGCCACCAAACUCCCCCAUGUGCGCUAGCUGUAGCGAUCGGUUCCGGUCCAGCAGACUGCGUGACAGCACUGACGCUUAAGUCGCCGGCGCAUGUUACCGAUGACCUUGUAAGACGCGCAAUUCAGUGCUGGAUUAGGCCCAGUAAUACGGAAAUAGUUCGCAAAGUUUGGCCCGCUUGCAUUUGUGUCAGUCGAGUUCGGCUUUCGCCGCCUGCCUCGGCGUCCGCGACCAAGGCCAACCGGGCGCGCAUCGCCGGCGAGCAAGCCGCCAACGGGCGCCCACACCAACGAAUGCCCCCCCGCGCAUGGCAGGCGUAUUCGCAAUGGAGCAGCCUUGGGGUUGGAGUUGGAGGGAACCGGCGGGACAUCCUCCUUGACUCAGACGCAGACGCGCGCCAUGUGUUCGUCCAAAUGCUUUUGCAGGCGCAUCGGUAAAACAAAUCUCAGAAAAUAAAUUAAUUGCUAUCGCGAUGUUAAUUCUCUACAGAUGAUGAAUAUGCUGAAAUCAGUUUCCAUGCGCGGGGCCUGGUGCCUCGUUAUAUUCUCUUGACUGAAGAGGGAAAUAGCUUCAAUUGUUAUCCCGGUUCUGUGUCUUAAGCAAUUUUUAUGGUCGUUUCUGCUUAGUUUAGAAAAACCACUGGAGUCGCGUACAACAGUUCUUCCUUCCAGGAUUGUAUACUCGUUGCUGCUUAGUUUAAAAAAACGUAAAACAAAGUUAGUUUUGCUUUCAUAAACAGCCAUCCUGCAUAGUAUUCAGGUGUCUUUUACAUUUAAAUACAAACUAAGCACUGUGCCUUCAGAAUGUUACAUUUUACUUGUUCUGUCUAUAUAAUUUGCUUAACUGACAAUUUGGGAAUUUCAGAUUGCGCCUCCAGAUCUUUUGACUCUUCCGUGUAAAAGGUGCAAGAUGGUAAACUUAUGGAAGCAAGAAGCAUGACAUUCUUUUAUUUUUCCUGAUGAAUUAAUGAAUACUGAUGUAUUCAAAUGACGUCUGGAUUACCUGCUAAGCUGAUGUGAGCCACACGUUUCGCUGCUUGUACACAUAUUGAAUACAUGCUGCUAGCACCUUAAUGAAGGUUGUCUUUUCUUCUCAAGCAUUCCUAGUGCUUAGGCGGACUUUGGGGUCACAAAACUGGUGUGAAGUUAACCGUAGGGGUCUUAGUCCCUGAUCAUCAAGAUGGCAUGAUUGUUUUAUGUCAGACUUUCUUCUGUUUUACUUACUUAGCUUAUGCCCAUGUAAUCAUGCAUUUUGGUCAGCAUCAGGUUACAGUUUUUCUCCUGUUAUUGUUGCCUAUUCAUGAUUCUGUUGAGCAAGAACUGUUUUUAAUAUACGAAGAGAGAAAUACAGAACACUUUUUUGGGUAAUUUUUGUUAAGUUAGUGUUCAAGAUAGGAAACUGUUUCGUAGUAAGAGACCAUUAUUCUAGUAUUUACACCACUACACUAGCCACGCAAAGAAGCACUAUAUAUUCCCUGAGAGUCUGACUGCAAUUUAGGUUAACAUUGUUCUCGCACUCCCAGAAAAUUAAACAAUUUAUGGGAACUGUCAGAGUGAUAGAAACAUAUGAUUCUACAUAAUUUGAUGGCUAGGAGUUUCUGUCUGAUUAGCUUGUUGAUUCUUUCGCUUGGCUUUAACCCCUGCACAGCUCUCUCAUGGAAGAAUGAUAGUUCAGUGGAAGAUGGCAUUCAAGGGUGCAAACCUUCUCCCCAUCCAUUUACUUUGUGCAAGUCAGAGGCAGAAGCUUUUGGCUAUCCAUGUGAAGAUCACAAGGUCACAACAGAAGAUGGAUAUAUUCUUAGCUUGAAGAGGAUUCCUCACGGUCCUUCUAAUGGUGAUAACUCAACAGACAACGAGAAUACGAGGCAACCAGUGCUGCUAUUCCAUGGGCUUAUGGUGGAUGGCAUUUCAUGGCUACUUGGUACACCAAAACAAUCACUUGGCUUUAUUUUGGUAGAUGGCGGGUUUGAUGUUUGGAUAGCGAAUACUCGUGGAACUAAUUCCAGCCGCAACCAUACAUCUCUAUCCCCCAAAAACCCGGCCUACUGGGAUUGGUCGUGGGACGAAAUAGCUGCUUAUGAUCUUCCUGCCGUGCUUCAGUUUGUCUAUGACCACACAGGAGGUCAAAAAGUCCAUUAUAUCGGUCACUCCCUGGGAACCUUGAUUAUUCUUGCUGCAUUCUCCGAGCGCAAGUUACUACACCUAGUUCGAUCAGCAGCAUUGCUCUGCCCAAUUGCUUAUCUGGACAGGACAAAAUCCAAACUCAGCCGAGUUGCUGCACAAAUCUUCUUGGCAGAUACAGCUCGCUUUCUAGGUUGGCACGAGUUCAAUCCUUUUGGACUAGUUGCACGUGAAGUUCUAUUGAUAGUAUGCGGCAACCCUGAAGUUGACUGCCAUGAUGUAUUUUCUGCUCUUGCAGGACCGGACUGUUGCCUCAAUGUUACAAGUACAUGUGCAUUCCUGGAGCAUGCUAUACAGUCUACAUCUGUCAGAAACCUUGUUCACUUGUCGCAAAUGGUCAGGCACAAAGGGAUCAGAAGGUACGACUAUGGCAACGCCAAGGCAAACAUGAAGCAUUACAAUCAGACACGCCCUCCGCUGUACAACCUCUCAACCAUUCCAACCCAUGUCCCCAUGAUGCUCAUGCAUGGUGGCCAAGACUUCCUUGGCGAUCUCCCUGACACUAGGCACCUCCUGAAGACGCUGGUCAGAAACCAUGAAAAGGACAACAUCGAGGUGCUAUACGUGCCUGACUACGCUCAUGCUGACUUUGUGACAGGCUUUAAUGCUCCAGAGCUCGUAUAUGAACCGAUGGUCGACUUCUUUCAGCGUCACUGAGAGUUACUACACAUUUCUUCAUGGUCACCUUCACCAGUAAUUGAGUACCACCCUAUGCUAUCAAAACAUCAACUAGUGUAUAAGGUGUCCAUGCAUAUGACUUGUCAAUUCGUAGUAUAUGCCUAUAUUUGCCAGGUUGAUCAUGCUAGAGAGUGAACUAUUCGAUCGAAUAUUUGGUACCAUGUAAUCAGUUUACCCGACAUACCAUAUGUAGUAAGUACCAAUUAGGCUCUAUCAAGCCAUUAUUUGAAGGUCUUCAAUUUCUUUUAAAAUGCAAUUA